Molecule: messenger RNA, 333 nt
Organism: Moesziomyces antarcticus
Lineage: Eukaryota; Fungi; Basidiomycota; Ustilaginomycetes; Ustilaginales; Ustilaginaceae
Exons: 1
Coding region: 1-333 (110 amino acids)
Source: RefSeq, a predicted model, not a curated record
AUGGGCGCGGUUCCCAAAGGCUGGUCGACCGAUGACCUUAUUGUGGUGGGGAUCCCGGACCACUUUCCAAUCGGCGCUUUGACUGGUCUCUUCGGCAGCGGCUCGGAUUCGGGAGGUUGGGCAUGGCCAUUCCCCCCCAAUGCAGAACAUGGCAACGCCAUGUACUUUCCCCGAGUCUCGACAACGAAUUGCAACAACGCCAUAGCCCUUCGAGACGUCUAUCCGACCCUCAGGCUGUUUCGAAUCUCCACGGCCCGGUACGACGAAAUCGUAGCCGACAACAUGGACCUGUCGUAUACGAUGUCGCGCCUCUCGGCCGCAGACGAGUUUUGA